UGUGCGGGUGUGCGCUCGGGUUCUGCGCGUGGCCGGACUCCGUCGAGGGGCGCCGAGCUGGGAGCAGAGAGCGCGCGGCAGAGACGCGCAGAGGAGACGCGCGGAGCUGAGGAGAAGCUGAGACUGGAAGGCUUCAUCUCCCCGUCACUUCACGGAGACACCGGGACCCGUCGCACCGUCCGGGUCCCGUCGCACCGUCUGACCCCAGAGCAGGUCCGAUUCCGGGCAUUGGCGCACAAUGGAAAGUUUAACCCAACGUACUUUGAUUGAAAUUCCUCAAUGAAAUUCCUCUUCAAUGAAUUCCUGAAGUAACUCUGGAGAACAAAAUGGAUUUAGAUAUUUUUUUGCCGUCGCGUAAGAAGUCCUUGAAGAAAGUUUAGUAUGCCUCCUUAAUGUAAGGCUCCUUUAGGAUUCCAUUCGACUCUACAGAUCGCAAUCCCUAGUCCCCAGCCAUGGACUCCCUAUACGACUCCACGGACGUCCCGCUGCUGGACCGCAACUGGACCAACGCCUCGGACACCAACGGCACGGCGGACGGGAACCAGUUCGUCCAGCCGGUGUGGCGGAUCGUCCUCUGGGGUCUGGCUUACUCCUGCAUCGUCCUGGUGUCCGUGGUGGGCAACCUCAUAGUCAUGUGGAUCAUCAUGGCUCACAAGCGCAUGAGAACCGUCACCAACUACUUCCUGCUGAACCUGGCGUUCGCCGAGGCGUCAAUGUCGGCCUUCAACACGGUCAUCAACUUCACGUACGCGGUGCACAACGACUGGUACUACGGGCUGGUCUACUGCCGCUUCCACAACUUCUUCCCCGUGGCCGCCGUGUUCGCCAGCAUCUACUCCAUGACGGCCAUAGCGCUGGACAGGUACAUGGCCAUCAUCCACCCUCUGCAGCAGAGGAUGUCAGCCACAGAGACCAAGGUGGUGGUGGGGGUGAUCUGGGUGCUGGCCCUGUUGCUGGCCUUUCCCCAGUACUACUACUCCAACACCAUCGCACUCCCCGGACGAGUGGUCUGCUACAUCGACUGGCCCGAGUACAAGCUCUGCGACUUCAAAAAGAUGUACUACGUGUGUGUGGUCAUCCUCAUCUACUUCCUGCCUCUGGUGGUGAUGGGCUGUGCCUACCUGGAGGUGGGUCUGACUCUGUGGGCCAGCGAGAUCCCGGGGGACUCCUCCGACCGCUAUAAGGAGCAGCUCAUCGCCAAGCGCAAGGUGGUCAAGAUGAUGAUCGUGGUGGUGUGCACCUUUGCCAUCUGCUGGCUGCCCUUCCACGUCUUCUUCCUGCUCCACGAGUUCCACCCUGAGAUGUUUGAGCAGCCCUACAUCCAGCAGGUGUACCUGGCCGUGCUGUGGCUGGCCAUGAGCUCCACUAUGUACAACCCCAUCAUCUACUGCUGCCUCAACGACAGGUUCCGCGCGGGCUUCAAGCAGGUGCUGGGCUGCUGCCCGUGCGUCCCGCGGGGGUCCUACGAGGGCCUGGAGCUCAAGUCCACCCGCUACCUGCACACGCAGACCAGCGUGUACAAGACCAGCUGCAUGGAGACCAGCGUGUCCACCGUCAUGCACCAGGCCGACGAGGGCGACCCGCGCGCCCGGAGGGCUGGCCCCGGCCCCGCCCCCGCCUCCCUGGGCCCCCCGGGGGCCGCCGGCGCCCCCCACGGCGGGGGGGCCGGGGGGAGGGGGAGGGGCGGGGGGCCGCGCCGCUCCUCCCUGGACCUGGCCUCCAACGGGUCCUCGUCCCGCAGCGUCUCCAAGACGGUGUCCGAGACGUCCAGCUUCUACUCCAGCCACAACCUGCAGGAGUAGGGGCGGAGCCUGGCAGGAAGCACAGGUGUGUACAGGCAUGGCUGUCCUGAUGACCUCCACCAGUCCCCCCCCCCCUCACCCCCCUCACUAUCACCCCCCAUCGCGGCCAGCUGACCGGUGACGGCCCCAGACCCCAGAGAACAUCACGACCUGUUGAGUCCAGAGAUAAGCUGCCCAGAAGAGGGAGAUCGACCCCCCCCCUUCCACUUCAUAUCUCCACCGGGCAGCUGUGUGAGUGUGUGUUGGUGCAGCUAUUGCCACCAUCAAUCACUCCGCGAUGGGCGGGGCUAACCAUGUGCCCAGCCAAUCAGUGACUCCGCUGCCUGUUUUCACGUCGGAAGCCGAAGAACUGUGUUGUCCCGUCCCGAGGCAGGGGAGAGAGUUCUCUGUUUGAGGCAAAAUUUGAAGUCUUGAAAUUCGGGAGUUACAAUUUUGCUUAGAUUAUUUUUAUUUAAAUGUAUAUAAAAAUAACAAUUAGAGAAAUGAUUUGCCAUUGCAAAUCAAACUUUAUGCUGUAAUUUAAAUGAAGCUUUGAAAACACACUAUACGAUGUUACACACAUCGUAUAGAAAGCAAGGAGCAAGAUGACUUGUCAAACUUAAAUAUUAAAUAUACUAUUCUUAAAAAUAAUAUAUAACUAAAUAUACUGUAUGAAAUAUUGUCAUGGAUUGUGUUUCUCAGACACCAUGCAAUGCAAUUAAUACACAAGGUACGGCGUGAUUUAUGAAUGCUUCAUAACAAUCAUAACGAUCUCCUCUCCGAUGCUAGUCAGCUGCUGGGCUGAGUUCAUUUGUUUCCUCUGCAGGCCCUGCAGUCCCUGGGCUUACUCUGUGGCAAUGGCACUAUAGGGAUUGGAAUUGCUUAGGUGUUGAGACAAGGAAAGAAGAGAGGAGAUGAGGAGAGGAGACGAGGAAAAAAGUGGAGAGAAGGAGAGCAGGCAAGCAGAAGAGAUCAGGAGAGAGGAGAGUGGAAGAGACUGAGAGCCAUGGCUAAAUUGCCAUAAAGUCAAUGGGGAAAAAAGCUGUCAAAGAUUUAUGUUUCUGAAACUUUAUCAACCCCCCCUUAAAUCAGUUCCCGACUAUACCACUGCUUUAGGAAGUGAUGUGUGGUGUGUGUGUGUGUGUGUGUGUGUGUGUGUGUGUGUGUGUGUGUGUGUGUGUGUGUGUGUGUGUGUGUGUGUGUGUGUGUGUGUGUGUGUGUGUGUAUUUUGGCCCUGCUGUCAAUAUGAUGCUUGGGAUAAUCUUGAUUUGUUAAGUGUUCUCAACUAUGGUGUCCGCUAACAGCAGGCCCUGCACUUCUACCGACGUCACACUCAGUUUGUUUGUCACCGCGACUGGACAACACACGCAACAGCUUUUCAUUUUCCCAAGGAAACUCGAAUAAGCAUGUACUUCUAUCUCCAGAAAUCUGACAAACAUAUUGCCCAAUUACCAAAAUGAUGGAGAUUUUUCUUUUUUGUUCACACAACUCUUUGUACAUUCAGUGUUACCUUGUUGGACUACUGUAAUAUGAGUUUAUGUUAUAUUUAUGUAAACAAGCUCUCUCUCUCUCUCUCUCUCUCUCUCUCUCUCUCUCUCUCUCUCUCUCUCUCUCUCUCUCUCUCUCUCUCUCUCUCUCUCUCUCUCUCUCUCUCUCUCUCUCUCUCUCUCUCUCUAUAUAUAUAUAUAUAUUCUCAGAUUUAAAAAUGAAUAAUCACCCGUACCUUAAAUAACCUCUUCUGCAGCCAAAGAUGUAAAUCUGGACAUAAUAAAGCUGUAGGCAAAAGCCAUCAAUUCCCAGGUUAUUAAAUUUAACUUACUGACAUUGUAAUUUCGCGCUGAGGGCAGGGAGAGAUAUAAAACCCUAUCAGAUGAUUGAAUCAGCCUAAUGACAUUUUAGGCCAAUGAGUCAACACUCUUGGUUUCCCGCCUCUUCUCCCAGGGAGGAGAGGGUAGUCAGCCAAUAGAGUUGUCUCCUUCCACAGAGGUGCCAAUCACACGUGCCUGUCCCGAACUCUGAAAUCCAACAAACUCCGCCCACCAACUUGGCGUGAAAUUUGUUUGUGUUAGGCAAUUAGGUGAUUGAGAACAAGAAGCUUUGGUUUUAAUCAGUUUAUAUUAGGUGAUUGAGAACAAGAAACUUUGAUUUUAAUCAGGUUAUAUAGUAUUAAUGGUGGUAUCAUUCGUGUAUUUGUGAGUAUUUACUUGUAUUUUAUGAGCUACUUUAAGUAUUAGCGUGUGCUUUUUCUCUGUAUAUUUUGUGAUUCACACCAGUGUGUGUGUGUACAUUCCCCUCAAAUGUUCUCUAGCACAUGGUAUACGACUUUCACACAGUGUGGGGUGCAGUUGUGAUCAACGGGGUAUGUGGCAGGAGUUGUACUUAGCUCUGUACAGUUCAUCACCUCAAUUAUGUGCACUGCAUAAUUGCUCUAAUGAACCAAUUUCAGACAGCUUGUUUGCAGAGACACGGGGAGAAACUUGAUGUAAACUAACACAUGCGACAAUGUUUUUUUGUAUCGUGUUUGCAAUCGUAUUUCAUAGUCGGGUUUAUUUGUGGAUCUUAUAUGUAGCAUUUGUCGUUAAUUCUGCAAACAAAUGUGGGAUGUUCUAUAUUUGGAGAGAUGUCAUCAUGCUUUGGUCCGAGUGGCUCUGCACCAAAAAAAAUUAAAAAAUAAAAGCGUUAUAUGUUUAA
This is a messenger RNA of Gadus morhua (Atlantic cod), 4472 nucleotides long. It is a transcript of the gene tacr1a, whose product is annotated as tachykinin receptor 1a. Gene Ontology annotation, molecular function: substance P receptor activity. The transcript has 6 exons. The record is from RefSeq and is a predicted model, not a curated record. Gene Ontology annotation, cellular component: plasma membrane; sperm midpiece. Bases 453 to 1802 code for a protein of 449 amino acids. Gene Ontology annotation, biological process: positive regulation of flagellated sperm motility; G protein-coupled receptor signaling pathway. Lineage: Eukaryota; Metazoa; Chordata; Actinopteri; Gadiformes; Gadidae.